This is a messenger RNA of Arachis stenosperma, 3403 nucleotides long. Its product is annotated as pentatricopeptide repeat-containing protein At4g04790, mitochondrial-like. Gene Ontology annotation, molecular function: protein binding. The transcript is spliced from 10 exons. The coding region runs from base 75 to 1751 and encodes 558 amino acids. The record is from RefSeq and is a predicted model, not a curated record. NCBI's taxonomy places the organism in Eukaryota, Viridiplantae, Streptophyta, Magnoliopsida, Fabales, Fabaceae.
GUCACGUUCUCUUCACUGCGGCAAGAAGCACAAUUUCCAUUUGUCCGUGUUCGUUCAAAAGUGCUGUGAAAAAAAUGCGCCAUUCAUAUUUCUCCUACGUUAGAAAUCUAACCCGAUUCCGUUCACGUUCACGUUCACGUUCUGCUGCAUACUCUUCCUUCUUUUCGGAAUUCGAUGGAGAUUCUACACUCGCAAGCCUCAAGCUUAAACAAUCCCCUGCUUCAGGUGAUAGUAUCUCGGUGAAGAAACCCAUGUCGAAGAGAAAUGAUAAUGCAAAAGAGUCCCAAAGUCAGCCAGGUAUAUCAUGGCUCUCGAACAUACAUAACAAUAAUUUAUUGUUACAACGGAAAGGACAUUCUCGCAAAAAGAAACAGAGACACUUGUUUGAAUUUUCCCAAGAGAACUGUUUUAAUAAGUUGGUUAGAAUUUGUGCAAAGGUACUUGGGCCGGAGGCUACCAUUGCAUUGUUUGGUAAAGUUGGACGAGAUCCAGGGAUCAAAGGGUACAACGCACUGAUAGAAAUGUGCAUAGAAAAGGCUAGGGAAAGUAGUGACGAAGACAUAGUGAUAGAAGAGUUGGGGAAGGUUUUCCAUCUUUUAAAAUUGAUGGGUGAACGAGGAUUUCGGCUAGAAGAGCAAUCAUAUCGUCCACUUCUUUUGUAUACUAUUGACAUGUGUAUGGUUGAAGAGUUUCAUUUUUUCUGUGAUGCUAUCAAAGACCAGAAUGCCAGUUUAAUUACUAGAAUCGGUUACUACGAAAUGAUGUUGUGGUUAAGAGUUAAUAAUGAAGAAAAGAUUCAAGAAAUCUGUAAUCUCAUUGCAGAGAAUGAUGGUGAAGAAAUUUCUAAUUUACGAGAAAAUUAUUUAUUGGCUCUUUGUGAGAGUGAGCGGAAGAAGGAGAUAUUGGAGCUAUUGGAAAUCAUAAACAUAAAAAAGCUUUCAUCUGUAGAAUCUGUAGAAAAGAUAUUUCAGGCAUUAGGAAGGCAUCAAUUGGAACCUGUUGCGGAGAACUUCCUUUUGGACUUCAAAACAAGUGAUUAUGAAACAAAUAAUAUUACAAACUUCAUUGCAAGUUAUGCUGUUAGCAUCCCAAAUUUAUCGGUUGAGAAUGUCAUUACAAAAUUCAAGGAUUUGCACCAAACACUUGAAGUGUCACCUUCAUCCUCAUCACAUGAGAAGCUAAUUUUACAUAGAUGUACGUUGUGCGAGGUGCGUGUAGCUCUUGAUAUUGUUGAUGAAAUGUGUGAAGGGGGCUUGACUUUAUCAAAUGAGAUGUUACAGUCCAUAUUACAAACUUGUGAGAAAACAUCUGAAUAUAACUUGGUUCAUCGGAUCUUCUCUACAAUACGCCAGUACAAUCUGGAGACAAAUGAUAAGACAUUCAGAUGUAUGAUAAACUUGUUCUUGAAGAUGAAAGACCUUGAAGGUGCAUAUAGAAUGCUCGAUGAAAUGGGGGAACUGAAUUUGAAACCAUCAGCUAGCAUGUACAAUACCAUAAUGGCAGAAUGUUUUAGAGAGUCGACUAAGUGUAUUUAUAGUAUUAGGAGACAACAAAAUAUGCCUCUACAUGAGCGGAUCACAUCUUAUUUGGAAAUCGCUCGCUUGUAUCACUUGACUAGGCUGAACACUCAUUGGUUUUAUGUGGAUGAGCCUCUGGUGAGUGUGUUUAUUGAGAGGUGGUGUCUUGAGACGCACACCUUCCACAUGCCGUUUGGAGAGUGCACCAUCAUGUUGCAGAAUGUGGCAUAUUAGUUGGGGUUGCCCGUUGAUGAGGAGGCUGUUAGUGGGUGCCUCACUGACUUCGAACAGUUCAUGGACGAUGGGAGACCAGCGUGGGAGUGGUUUCAAAAGUUAUUCAGCAAGCUACCGAUGCCGAAUAAGGUCAAGCAGAUGACGAUCCAUUUCACAUGGUUCCAUGAGAGGUUCAGAGCGCUCCCAGCCAAUACGAAUGAGGAAACGAUACGUAUAUACGCUUGUGCUUACAUUAUGAUGCUACUAUCCACUCAGUUUUUUGGUGACAAGAAUGUGAAUCGGGUUCACCUUUGGUGGUUGCCGUUUGUAGUGAGGCUUGAUGAGUUGGGCAAUCAUGGCUGGGGCUCAACUACACUAGCCUGGUUGUAUAGAUCCAUGUGUUGGGUCGCCAAUAGAAAUGUUACUAAUUUAGCCAGACCACUUCAUCUAUUGUAGUAUUGGAUUUUCUGGCAGUUCCCCAUGUUGAGGCCGAACGGAUUUGACAUAUUUAGUUUUCCACUGGCAUCCAGGUGGGCAACGUAUCUACUAACCUCUGAUGCCAAGGAGCAAAGAAUUAUUCAAAUGCGUCUUGCUUUGGACAGAUUGCGUGAUCGACAUGUAAGUUAUUUAGGUUUGACAUUUGUAGCAUACACAGUUUACAAGGUUCUUUUUAUGGUGUUUUCUAAUCUUAUAUUGUCCUUAACAAUUUUUGUGGGAGCCUUAUUCUACUGUUGAGGUAGUAGCUGUGGUUCAUCCAAAGAUACUUGCCAAGGAAUACUGUAGGUUACGGCGGGUGGUCACGAGCUUGAUCUAUUUUGCCAUGAUUGAGUGGCAUCGAGUUGAUAGAGUGGCAUUGCAGCUUGGUGACAUACAUCAUAUACCUUAGCCAGCUCUGAACAUAAACUGGCUCCAUGCGAAGGAUGGUAGAGGUGGAGAUCGAUGAUUUUCCACUUAUUAUCAGACGUGGCUUCUACAUUGGAAUAAUAGGGUUGAUUCCAUUCUUAGAAUCUAGAGAGUUGUUGAUCCAGGUCUAUCCGCAGAGUACCUUGACUGGUGGCAUAGGGUGGCGCAUAGGGUUCUUUUCCCAGAUGCCACAUUUGAUGAUCCUAGGCCGAUUGAAAUCUCGGCAGAAGCUCAUCGCUGAGGGACAACUGCGACACGUGCCAGGGUGCAAGUUCUGGACAUGCCUAAUAACAGGCGUGUUGAGCGGCAAAGACAAGUUGGUAGAUCUUGGUUGCCCUUCUCUUGUACAUCUCAUAUUAGGAUAUGGAAUGACAGUGGAACCAUCAUAUUGCAGCCAAAGCCCUUCUGGAAUGGGCAAUGUGAACCCCAUCUUAUAUACAUUGAACACUACUCAUACUGUAUACAUCAUGAACAUAUGUCGCCCAGUUCAACUGCGAGUGAGUGCAGCAUGCGAUGACAUGACAAUAUGAGUAAUGCAAAGCCUGAAAAUACCCACAAUCACAUGUAUGAGCUCUAAGUGAAACUCGAUAUAUGCCAAGCAAGAAGUUACCAGUAGGAGUCGUCUCAGCCACUGUAUUGGAUCGGAUUUCGGAUCUACUUUUCAUAAUCGAUCCAAUCCAAUCCAAACCGUACAAUGUGCUAUAAUAUUAUUAUUUUAUUAGUAUAUUUAUAAUUAUACUUAUAACAUGUUCAAUUUGUUAUACAUUUUU